Molecule: messenger RNA, 2747 nt
Organism: Linum trigynum
Lineage: Eukaryota; Viridiplantae; Streptophyta; Magnoliopsida; Malpighiales; Linaceae
Source: the annotation of a GenBank genome assembly
CGUUCAGUGACCAUUUUAUGUAAUUGACCCAUACAAUACAAGGAAGAGAGGAAGAAAGAAGGCGGGCGCGACAGAAACAGAAAAGAGUCCCCACUGCCCACUCGCCACUACCGACACUCUCAUUCAUCCCCUCCCCAAUCUCCCUCUUCUCUUCUCACGAGAAAUCUAACGGCUCGGAUCUCAUCACCACCGCCCCCAAAUCUUAAUCCCCACCGUCCAUUUUCCCCCAAAAACAAAACUUCUGUCCCCUCCCUUUCUGUACAGUCAUCUCCUCCUCUCCCCAAAUUCCCCCAAUUCUCAUCCAGAUCUAUCCAUUCCCAAUCUCCCACGGGCGGCGAUGGUGGAACCGCAGUCAUGGGCGACCCGGCGGAUGAGCAAUCCGAGGCUACUCGACCAUACCUCCACCACCGCCACCACCAACUCCUCCGCCGCCGACGACCAGGCCCUCGACAUCCCCGCCACUCCCCCGGGGGACGUCAGGGGAAACAAUGCCUACUACUACUCCACCUCCGCCGUCGGAUCUUACUUCUCCCCCACCUUCGUCACCGCCUCAAUCAUCGCCUCCUGGUACUUCUCCAACAUUGGCGUCCUUUUGCUGAACAAGUACCUCCUCAGCUUCUAUGGCUACCGAUACCCGAUCUUCCUCACGAUGCUCCACAUGAUCUCCUGCUCCGCCUACAGCUACGCCGCAAUCCGCUUCCUCGAGAUCGUCCCCUUCCAGCAGAUCCUCUCCCGCCGCCAGUUCUUCAAGAUCUUCGCACUCUCGGCCAUCUUCUGCUUCUCCGUCGUCUGCGGCAACACCUCGCUCCGCUACCUUCCGGUCUCGUUCAAUCAGGCCAUCGGGGCCACCACGCCCUUCUUCACCGCCAUCUUCUCGUUUUUGAUCAUCUGCAAGAAGGAAUCGGCGGAGGUCUAUUUCGCGCUGAUGCCGGUGGUGUUCGGGAUCGUUUUGGCGAGCAAUAGCGAGCCGUUGUUUCAUUUGUUCGGGUUUUUGGUCUGCGUCGGGUCGACCGCGGGUCGGGCGUUGAAAUCGGUGGUGCAGGGGAUUCUGUUGACAUCUGAGGCCGAGAAGCUUCACUCCAUGAAUCUGCUGCUGUACAUGGCGCCGAUGGCUGCGGUGAUUCUGCUGCCGUUCACGCUGUACAUCGAAGGGAAUGUGGCGGCGGCGACGGUGGAGCUCGCGAAGCGGGAUCCGUUCAUCGUUUUCCUGCUGGUUGGGAACGCGACGGUGGCGUAUUUGGUGAACCUAACGAAUUUUAUGGUGACGAAGCACACGAGCGCGCUGACGCUGCAGGUGCUGGGGAACGCGAAGGCGGCGGUGGCGGCGGUGGUUUCGGUGCUGAUAUUCAGGAAUCCGGUGACGGUGAUGGGGAUGGCGGGAUUCGCCGUGACGAUUAUGGGCGUGGUGCUGUACAGCGAGGCCAGGAAGAGAUCUAAGGUCACCGCACAUUGAUUGGCCGAAGGAGGAAGAAGGGGAAAAAAAAAAGAGAUUAAUUUUCUUUUUUUGGGCAAUAAUUUGAAUUUCGGUGGGGGAGAAGAAAAAGCGAAAAAGAAGGGGGGAAAUUCGGAGAGACAUUUAAAGGAGAAGAUUCAUUUUGAUUGCCAUUUGCCAGCCCACAGACACCCAACUGGUACUCACUUACUGCGGCUCUUUCCCUUUUUCAUUUCUUUUACAUAGUAAUUUUGAUUCUGUUUUUAUUAUUUACAUUUUUAAAAUUUAUGAUAAUUUAGAUGUGGUGGUUGGAUGCCAAGAUAAAAUUAUCAGCAAUUGUAUAGGACAAAGAAAUUAUGUUUUCUAUUCCUAUUUUAUGUGAAAUUCUUUUUGAUUUCGAUCUGGAAAUUGUGAAUUGAGAACAAAAGUGGGAAAUUGAUACUUUCGGUGAUGUUUUCUCUUUUGUUUGAGUUGGGAUUUGUCAUGUGCUCUGAUAAUAAUUGAGCUGUUGGAGCUGUCUGUUGACGUAGUUGAUUAGCCUAUCUGGUUCAUUUCCAGAUCCGGUUAGGGUUAUGAUAAUGAUUUCCUUGUUCCGUUUCUAUAUGUUUGUUAAUUAGUUGGCGUGAUCACAAUAACACUGAUUAGGGCGAAUCUCAUCGUGAUUUAGCAAUUUUUUUGACGGAUCUCUUCGUGAAUGUAGUACUUCUAGUUGAGUUCUUUUCUCAUUGUAUAGAUUUGAAGGCAUUUUUGCGGACUGUCAACUGGCCUGCCCAUAAAGUAGCACGCAAUGCAGAACCCUUUUGCUGUCUCAUUUAGAGUUGCCCGCUUUUGAUUUUAUAGGUUGAUUUUCAAGUGAGAUGAGGGAUUAUGUAUAGUAGUUCUUUCUAACUAUUGUCUUGUCAUUCCUCGUGAGAAAAAAAUUAUUCUCAGCUUGAAUGGAUGUCUACCCUCGUGAGCUUAUUGACCUGACCUUGAAUGGAUAACAAGAAUAAAAAGCAUUCAUUAAGUUUUUCUAUGGUUGAUUCAGUAAGCACACAAGUUAUAGUACUUUUGUGCAAUUGGGUUGUGAAGAGAUGUAGCAUUGAAUAUAGACGAAGCUGGAGUGGGAAUGAAGCAAAGUGAUGAAAGUUAAGUGAGGGAUAAAGUUGUGGGAGUUGGUGGUAAAUUUCAUCUCCGUUAAGUCACUAUCCAAUCUGCCGAAAACGCUCCAAUUUGUCGGUCCUCAACUCAUUUGUUAUAUGUGCCUAAUCAGGUCGGGAAGGUACGUGAAUGUAAAGGAUCAAUCAUGAGGGUUUAACAAACUUAAUGACUGUUU